Messenger RNA from Puccinia graminis f. sp. tritici CRL 75-36-700-3, 455 nucleotides. RefSeq lists its product as uncharacterized. The record is from RefSeq and is a predicted model, not a curated record. Gene Ontology annotation, biological process: fungal-type cell wall organization. The transcript is spliced from 2 exons. Gene Ontology annotation, cellular component: plasma membrane; cell cortex of cell tip. The coding region runs from base 1 to 354 and encodes 117 amino acids. Lineage: Eukaryota; Fungi; Basidiomycota; Pucciniomycetes; Pucciniales; Pucciniaceae.
AUGAGGAAAUUGAGAAGAGUUCGCAUUGGCUUCUACUUCCUGUUCAUCGCCGCCUGUCUCGUGGCGCUCAUCCUACUCUUCUCGCUCAUCCAGGCCCGCGGUCCCGGCAGACUAGGCUCGCUCAAUCUCUCCGUCAUCAGCCUCCUUGCCUUCAUCAGUAACACUAUCGGCACCGUCAUCUGGACCGCUAUUGCCGAUAUCCUCAAGCACCAACUCAGCCGCAACACUAUUGGCAUGAGCGCCUCUUAUGGCAAUGCAAUCUGGCUGUUGUGUGAAAUCGAUGGUCUCUUGCUCUUUGCCUCCUUUGGUUAUCUAGGUGGCUGUAUAAGGGGCAGAAGAUCUCAGGUCGUUUAGAGCUCUUGGUUCACUUGGCACAUCUCCCGCUCUGCAGUCAAAUCAAACCUUAAUACACGCAAAAGGGAUCCAAGGACAAGUCUAUUCGAUUUCGCGAGAUG